Aspergillus heteromorphus CBS 117.55 is the source of this 420-nucleotide messenger RNA. RefSeq lists its product as uncharacterized. Bases 87 to 299 code for a protein of 70 amino acids. The record is from RefSeq and is a predicted model, not a curated record. Lineage: Eukaryota; Fungi; Ascomycota; Eurotiomycetes; Eurotiales; Aspergillaceae. The transcript has a single exon.
CUCCCACUACACAUAAUAGUCUUGUCAAUGGUCUCCCUAUCCAUCCAGAAUAAACACAAUACACACCCACUAGAUACUUACAUAGGAUGCCAAACGAAGGACUAUCGAACAAUCCCACCACAGCCGAUCGGCUGAUCGAUCUCUCCCUACCAACCCACUCCGAUCCAACUCACCACCGUAGGCCCUCCGUGGGAACUCCGACCAGCCCACCCACUGCCUGCCAACUCACCUCACCUCAUUUCCCCGUCGCACUCGCCAGACCCGCAGACUGGCAAACACGUCCAAACGCUAAACGCUAAUUUAAUCUGUUUUGCUCUGCUCUGUUCCAGGCUUCCAGCAGGCUUCUGUGACAAGUUCUGUCGCCCCAUUCGAGUCGCCUGCCUGGUUCGUAGUUCGUAUUCCACCAGUCAACGCAUCCCA